Molecule: messenger RNA, 567 nt
Organism: Dibothriocephalus latus
Lineage: Eukaryota; Metazoa; Platyhelminthes; Cestoda; Diphyllobothriidea; Diphyllobothriidae
Source: the annotation of a GenBank genome assembly
AUGAACGAAAAGGUUGUUGUCUUGUUUAUUUUAGGCAUGGGAGCGGUUCGGCUAUACGAGGACUAUGUUGACGACGUUGACCGCGAUGACGAUGAUGAAGAAGAUCGUUUUAAAAGGAGGAAAAUUAGCCGUCGUGACGUGUCAAAUGAGCCCGUUCCCCCGGUCAACUACGCAGAGCUUAUUGUUGAAAUUCAACAAAAUGGACUGUCACCUAAAGACCUACUCGCUUGCGAUCGAGUUGUGAGUACAGAAUGCUCAUGCGCGUCUGUUAACUUUUUAUCACUUAAUAUUUUAUCAUUUAGGCGGAUCGAUUGUUUUUAUUUGCAAGACAAAGUGGAUCACUGUCAGAAGCUUGAAAAAUAUCGUCCGAAUCCUAAGUUACACUUGAACGAAGGACUUUUGUCUCAAAGGGCUCUAGGAGACAAACUUGUUUGGGUAAAAAUAUGUCGCCAGACAGAAUUGCUUGGACAACAUCUAUGUGACUGUCGAAAAUACUUGACUAAAUGGUCGGAAUUUUCGGGAAAUUUGAGCGCUUUCACAAACGGAGAUGAAUUUACUCUCUUUUGA